Molecule: messenger RNA, 3252 nt
Organism: Colletotrichum scovillei
Lineage: Eukaryota; Fungi; Ascomycota; Sordariomycetes; Glomerellales; Glomerellaceae
Product: AGC/PKA protein kinase
Exons: 3
Coding region: 1-3252 (1083 amino acids)
Molecular function (GO): protein binding; ATP hydrolysis activity
Source: RefSeq, a predicted model, not a curated record
AUGGACGAAGUCCACGGCACACUAGGCGAACUGGGUCAAGCCGUCGAGAAUCUUCGUGAUGAUUCUCGCAGUACAGCUGAAGGCAUCCGCGAUCAACUCCAACGCAAAGCGGAAGCGGAAGACAGACGGGUGGUUCUUGAUUGGGUUUCAACUCGGACAUUCGUGCUGGAACAGACCGACUUACUCAAUUUGAGAUACGAGGGAACCGGAACCUGGUUUUUGGAGUGCCGGAAUUUCAAGACUUGGUCAUCUUACACUGGGUCCGAGGAAAGGUACAGGAUUCUUUUCUGCCUUGGUGGGAUGGGAGCUGGAAAGACCAUCAUCACGGCGACAGUGGUCGAUUACCUUCGCAGCAAAUACCGAGGCCGUAGUGACAUUGCUUUGGCGUAUGUGUACUGUGACUACAAGAAUCGGUCAUUGGACACUUCAGCGACUCUUUUACGAUCUAUCCUGAGGCAAAUCGUUGAAGCCUUGCCUUCCUCACCUACCGAGUUCAAUAAGAUGCACGAACGCAAGGAUCCACUUCCCUCGACGGUCGUCAAGAAAUUAUUAAGAGACACAAUCAAGAUGAUUCCGAGCUGCAUCAUAGUCAUAGAUGCAAUAGAUGAAUUGGAAGUCUUUGUAUCGAACGAGCGUGCAAGCAUGUUGGACAUCAUUGACGACCUACGGCGCCAGCCAAACGUCAAACUCUUCCUCACUUCAAGACCCAUAAGCACCAUCAGCUACCAAUUCAAACCUACGAAUUCCCUGAUACAAGAAGUCCGUGCGGAGAUCCAGGACUUGGAAACCUAUUUGGGCCAACGCAUCCAGAAGCUGUCACCACUUCUUCGAAGACACUUAGAACUUCAAAAGAAAGUCAAAGAUGCCAUCAUUGGCAUUGUCGACGGGAUGGACGACCUCACCGUUGCAGCUGUCAACAGACGCUUGACUGAAUUACAAAGAGAUGCACACAUUGCGCAGUCGACCCCGAACAGCGGCGACGACUGGAAGCAUCGGUUGCUCUGCAAAGCCUAUGACAACGUCUUGGAUAGAAUUAAAACGCAAGAGCACGAUAGCGUAGCGAUGAAGGCUCUCAUGUGGAUCACAUACGCCAAAAGACCCCUGAAGGUUCCCGAGCUUGUGGAAGCUAUCGCAGCCGGCUUGCACCAUGAACGACUAGCGAAAGACAACAUGUAUGAGAGAGAAGAUAUCGUGCCCGCAUGUGGAGGAUUAGUCGUUGUCGAUGAAACAUCUGGCGUGGUUCGCUUGAGCCAUUACUCAGCACAGGAAUACUUCGAAAAGACCUGUUUUCCAGAGGCCCAUUACGAGAUCAGUGGCGUGUGUGCUGCCUACCUGAUUCUCUAUGAACGUCCCGAUUGUCAAUCAGGACUCGGCCCUUCUUCCUUCAACCGAGUAAGUGCAGCCCACGAACGAACCACUUACGAAGGGUGCGAUGACAAUAUACACGGGCUGGAAAACGUGGCAGAACUUCUGGAAUACGCCCGAGAUAACUGGUCUAAGCAUGUUCACCAAUCCCAAGCCACAAUGCUCCAUGGAAAAGUUCAGGAGCUACUCGCAAUGAGGUCUUAUGCCGAGAGUCUGGCCGGUUUCGACGCUCACGAUGAAGCAAGUCCCCUACAUGUGGCAGCGGCUCUGGGUAUCGACAUUGCCGUGGCGCAAAUUAUUUCCGAAAACAAAGAUACAGUUCAUAUCAAAGACGCCAAACACCAAACGCCGCUAUGUUACGCGCUGCUGCAUGGCCACGAAAGUACAGUCCGCACGCUUCUUGCAGGAGGUGCAAGAUCAGAUGCAUCAUUCAGCUUGGACAAAACAGGCCCUAGGCUGCCGAUGUCUAUGCCGUUGGUAACGACAAUGAGGAUCCCCAGUGCCCGGUUAUUCCACAUCCUUUUGGACACUUCUCAAGCUUAUCACAACUGGCGGGCCCUAAGUGGGAAAUUGCUGAUAGAGGCUUGUUUCUUUGGGCACAUCUCCUUCGUGUCGGCUCUUCUCAGCCGGGGGGUAGAUCCCAACUGCAUCGAAGAGAUACAUUGCGGGGAGACAAUUAGCCCAUUACUAAUCGCUGCAUGUGCUGACACAGGCACCCCUGAUAUUGUACAAGAGCUACUGUCUGAUGAACGCAUUGAAGUUGAUCUGCAGGUUGGAUUUGCGUGUACCCCACGAACUGUUCUUUCCCACGCCGUGGAGCGCAAUCUCGAGGCCAUCGUCGAACGACUCCUAGCUGGAAAAGCUCGAGUAUAUGACAAACUGCCUCGGAAAGUGUCCAAGAACAAACGCUUUCCAAGCACGUCUCACUUGGACGCUCUUGACGGUGCUGUGGUACAGGGAAACCCGCAUAUCAUGGAAAUGGUUUUUCAACAAGCACCGGACUUUGACUUCAAGUCAAGUAAAGGGCGGUACCUUACUUGCACAGCUGCUUACUUCGCCUCCCUGAAUGGUCUCAGAUUUCUGCUUGAUAAUGGAGUAGAGGUUGACGGCGCAGACACGACCGGAAAGACACCGCUGUUCUACACGAUGAAGGGACUGAAAUCAUACAAUUCUGAUGCGACAUGCAACGAUCCCGAUGCGGCAGGCGACGAUUACAAGAAGACGUAUAAGUGGUUUUUAAGGAUGAAUGAUACUCCCAGCGAGCAGACGAUGUUCGAACGAGCUCGGGAGAGUGCGCAACUACUGAUUCAGAAUGGGGCACGAAUCGACCUCGGCGACAAGCAUGGACGCACCGCCUUAUCAUACGCUGUUCAUAAGCCAGAAUACGCAAGGCUGUGUCUUCAACUGCAGGCAAGCGUGAAUUCCAAAGACUUUAUAGGAAGAACACCUCUUUCCCAUGCUUCCCAAGUCCGUGGAAAUGAGCCAGUUGUUGAGAUGCUCCUCGGACAUGGGGCCGACCCGACGUCGAAGGAUAUUGUGGGAAGAACGCCGCUGUGGUUCGCUGUUCAAGCUCAAUCUUCGGGUAACGUCCGUCUCCUCAUAAGCUCCUGCAAAGAUUCAUCUUUGAUAGUUUCCAAAGAUAUCUUUGGAAAGAACCCCAUCACCAUGUCACUUGCAGAUGUCAUUGGUACCGAUUGCGUCCCUUCAUACUUUGAAGAAUUGCUUUGUUUCAAUGCAGAUUCAUCAGAGGGUCCAAAGAUUCUUGAUCAACCGAUGCUUCUAGCGGCCAAAUACGGCCAAAAGAAAAUCUACGAGAAGCUUCUAGAGAAGGCUGACUCCAUCGGCUACCAUGUACCCCUCCAACUCGACUCUUUUGCCCGAGAUUGA